Messenger RNA from Chrysemys picta bellii (western painted turtle), 1896 nucleotides. Lineage: Eukaryota; Metazoa; Chordata; Testudines; Emydidae. The record is from RefSeq and is a predicted model, not a curated record.
CUGUGUGGGAAGUUUGUGUCUCAGAUAGGCUGAAGCGUUGGUCUGCAGAGUGUCUGGAGCCUAAGUGUAUGCAAAGAAACUGAUAAAUAGGGAAAAGGCCCAGUUUGCUCCAGCUGGAAAUCAGAAAGUUGAAGUAACUGCUGCAUCCUCACAGACCCACUCUAGGAAGAGAGGGCAUUCUCUCCAGAACUACUGUAUAUUUUCUUCUUAAAAGCCCAUCAUACACCAAAGUGAAUGAAACAGUGGGAGCUGGAGCAGAGUAUGGCAAAUACCUUUGUAACUGUAUCUGAUGGGUACUGUCUUGCUGAACCCAUUCAAUAUUAUGAUGUUUUGCCAGAGCACAUCAAUUAUCAGCUGCAAGACUCAGACUUUCAGGCUACUCCUUACUGCCAGUAUUCAACUGUUCAGUUUCCUCCAGUGUUACAGUCACAACCUUCCCAGUCACAAUACAACACAUACAGCCUGGAUUCUCAGUACAGUGAUGGGCAGUACAUAAUCAGUAAUUGUGAAUUAAACAAGCCCCCCUGCAUGGUUGCCCAUAAUGAUGAUGAUGGAUAUCAUGGACUAAAAAGGCCAAGACUAAGUCAUUCCUCCUUGCGAAUGAAGGGUCAGGAAGAGCUCUGUGUUGUAUGUGGGGACAAAGCCUCAGGAUACCACUACAAUGCGCUCACUUGUGAAGGCUGUAAAGGAUUCUUUCGACGUAGUAUUACCAAAAAUGCAAUAUAUAGAUGCAAGAAUGGUGGCCACUGUGAAAUGGACAUGUACAUGCGGAGGAAGUGUCAGGAGUGUCGCUUGAAGAAGUGUAAGGCUGUGGGAAUGUUGGCAGAGUGUUUGCUGACUGAAGUCCAGUGUAAAUCAAAACGACUCCGAAAGAAUUUCAAGCAGAAGAGCAGUUUCCUUUGUAGCAUCAAGGUGGAAGAUGAGGGAGUAAACAGCAAGCAUGUUUCAUCCACAACUAGGCCUGGAAAAAUCCAAGAGAGGAUGGAACUAACUCCAGUGGAACAUCAACUUAUUGAUCACAUUGUGGCAGCCCAUCAAAAAUAUACAAUUCCCCUAGAGGAAGCAAAGAAGUUUCUGCAGGAAACUGCAAACCCUGAAGAGAGUUUUCUGCGGCUCUCAGAGACAGCAGUUGUUCAUGUGCAAGUACUAGUGGAUUUCACAAAGAGACUCCCAGGAUUUGAAAGUUUAGCCAAUGAUGACCAGAUUGCAUUGUUAAAAGGUUCAACGGUGGAAGCAAUGUUUUUGCGUUCGGCCCAGAUAUAUAAUCAAAGAGUUAAUGAAUGCCAGUCAUCAGUGAGUGAAAGUCAUGUAAGAUUUUCUGAUCAUGCUGUGUAUUGUCAUGUUCAAGACAUUGAUAAAAGCACUAUUUAUUCCAUGGAAAUAUCUCACAGUGAAGAGAGUCCAACUUCCACAACUACCACAGGUAUCACUGAGGAGUUUAUCACUGCGCUAUUUUACUUCUACAGAAGCAUGGGAGAACUUAAUGUGACUGAGACGGAAUAUGCCCUACUUGUAGCAACUAUUAUAUUUUUUUCAGAUCGCCCACUCCUAAAAAACAAACAACACGUGGAAAAACUCCAAGAACCCCUUUUAGGUAUUUUGUACAAAUAUUCAAAAAUUUAUCAUCCAGAAGAUCCACAGCAUUUUGCACGCCUCAUAGGGAGGCUUACCGAACUCAGGACCCUCAAUCACAACCAUUCAGAAGUGCUAGUAACUUGGAGGACAAAAGACCCCAAACUGACCUCUUUACUCUGUGAAAUUUGGGAUUUGCAUUGAACUAACCUAUAUUACUGUUGUUAUACAAAUGGCUGAUUUUCCUUAAACUUGCAGAAAUGCAAACUGUUCAGAAACGUCUUACUUUUAUAAAAACAUACUAAAAUUUUCACUUUUAUUUUA